GGUUCUGUUGUCGCUGCACCCCAGCUUGUUGGCUGCAAUGUCGGAGGUUCAGUUUAUCAAAACAUCAGUGUUACUAUCCCUUCACAUGGUGCUGAUGAAGAGCUGCCAAAAGUCAAGGACAAACACAAGUCCAACAUGAAGAAGAAGUUUGGGAGCAUCUUUGAGGGGCUUGGAAAACGGGGAAACCCAACAUUGCUUGACAAGGUCUACACAGAGCUCUACAUCACAGCUGGGGAGAGUGAAGGGGUUAAUAAGGAGCAUGAGGUAUGGCAGAUUGAAGAUACGGCUCAGACCAAAGCAUUUCAAGACAAUGCAAUCAACAGCAAUGACAUGUUUAGAUCUUUAGACCCUAAGACAGAGGAACAUAAUGACAAAUCCCAAUCCAAACAAGAGGUACCCAUCAGAACUGUGCUGACACAGGGCAUCGCUGGCAUCGGAAAAACAGUCUCAGUGCAGAAGUUCAUCCUUGACUGGGCAGAAGGAAUAGCCAAUCAGGAUGUAGAUUUUGUCUUCACACUUCCAUUUAGGGACUUGAAUUUGAUCAAAGAUGACUGCAAUCUCUUGGAACUCCUGAGUGACUUCCACCCUGAACUAACAGAUAUGAAGGAUGCGAAGAAGGUGGUUGACGGUAAAGUUGUGAUCAUCUUUGAUCGCCUCGAUGAAAGCCAACUUCCACUGUGUUUCCAUAACAACAAGAGGUUGUCUAAUGUAACCAAGACAACAUCAGUGGACGUGCUGCUGACAAACCUCAUCAAGGGGAAUCUGCUUCCUUCUGCUCUCCUCUGGAUAACCUCCCGACCAGCAGCAGUUGAUAAGAUACCCUCUGACUGUUUUGACCGUGUCACUGAAGUUCGAGGAUUCAACGACCCACAGAAAGAAGAAUACUUCAAGAAGAGAUUCAGUGAUGAUGAGAACCUGGCCAGCAAAAUCAUCUCCCACAUAAAGACAUCAAAAAUCCUCCACAUCAUGUGCCACAUACCGGUCUUCUGUUGGAUUACUGCCAAUGUUUUGGGGGAAAUGUUGAGCGAAAAUGACCAUGGAAAAGUCCCUCUGACUGAGAUUUACAUUCGCUUCCUACUCACUCUGACAAACAUGAAGAACAAGAAGUACCAUGGGGAAAACCAACCAGAUCCUCGUAAUCUGUCAGAGUCUGACAUACAGAUCAUUCUGAAACUUGGAAAACUAGCCUUCCAAAACCUGGAAAAGAGCAAUCGGGUGUUUUCUGAAGACUAUUUGAGAGAGUGUGGCAUUGAUGUCAACGAAGCCUUCUUGCUCUCAGGGAUGGGCACAGAGAUCUUCAGAGGAGAGGACCCUAUGUUUCAAGCAAAGAUGUACAGCUUUGUGCAUCUCACCAUUCAAGAGUUCCUUGCAGCACUCUAUGUUGCUUUCUCAUAUGCCAGUGAAAACGUCAACCCAUUUCGUUUAAGAGACUACCAAGAGCUACCAAGAACAAAUUACAGUGAUUCUGGAGACACAUAUUUUGGAGACAGGGAGGAUGACUACAGGGAGGAUGACUACAGGGAUGAUGACUACAGUGAUGAUGACUACAGUGAUGAGGGCUACAUGGAUGAUAGCUGGAGUGAGGACGAAGACUACAGGCCACAACACAGAGGUUCUCAGCAGCAGCAGAAAACAUUGCAUGACUUGCAGAGGAGUGCGGUGGAUGAAUCUUUGAACAGCGAGACCGGUCACUUAGACCUCUUCCUCCGCUUCCUUCUGGGCAUCUCACUGGAGUCCAAUCAGAUACUCUUGAAAAGCCUACAGCUCCAGACAGAGGGAGACACAGAGAGCAUCCAGAAGACCAUCCAGUACAUCAAAGAUAGACUUUCAGACAAAAAACAAAGACAAUAUCCUUCCCCAAAGAGGUACAACAAUCUCUUUCUCUGUUUGAAUGAGUUGAACGAUACCUCGUUUGUGAAUUAAAUUAAUGUCACGUCCUGACCCUGGUAAGAGGUCAUUUUCCUUAGUAGAGUGGUCAGGGCAUGACAGGUGGUUGUUUUGGGUGGUUUUGGGUUUUCUGUUUCUAUGUGGGGGAGGUUUUGGGUUUUCUGUUUCUCCAGGAGGAGGAGCGGGACUAACCAGGAUGGGGAAUAUCUGGAGUCAUGGGCCUGGGAGGAGAUCCUAGAUGGGGCAGGACCGUGGACAAGGCCGGGAGAGUAUCGCCGCCCGCCGGAGGAGAUAGAGGCAGCUAUGGUGGAACGGCGAUACUGGGAGGAGCGGCUAGGAAGGCAACAGGAGGCCAAGAGGCAGCGGCAAA
Salmo salar (Atlantic salmon) is the source of this 2257-nucleotide messenger RNA. The record is from RefSeq and is a predicted model, not a curated record. Lineage: Eukaryota; Metazoa; Chordata; Actinopteri; Salmoniformes; Salmonidae.